Molecule: messenger RNA, 477 nt
Organism: Desarmillaria tabescens
Lineage: Eukaryota; Fungi; Basidiomycota; Agaricomycetes; Agaricales; Physalacriaceae
Exons: 3
Coding region: 1-477 (158 amino acids)
Source: RefSeq, a predicted model, not a curated record
AUGCAGACAUGGGCCUUUCUACUACCCAAAGCGGCCUGUCAUGGUCGAUUCCACUGUGAUAUGUCGUGUCUUCUUCCAAGUAACGAGACUCUCCCGCGAAAGCUCAUCGAAGACCGUUCGGUGAACAUCAAGCUGGUCAAGAGAUGCAAGCGGAUAUUUCUCGCGGCGUGGGCAUACAGGAGGAGGAGGGCGACCGCGCCGAUGAGGUGGGACGAUGUGUUCGCCGUGCCUCUCAAUGUCAAGCACACGAACCUGUGGAUAGCUGGGGGGAAGGUGAAGACAGAGAUCGCGUUGGUGACACAGGAUUUUUGUCAGCAAAGUGGAUCUGGUGAACGUUAUAAAGGUCCAGGUGGCGGCAAGGCAGGUUUCGUCGUCCCUGAACCACUGCGCAGGGCAUGUAAUUCCUUCGUUGGGAUCAUUGACCAUAUCGUCGAAAAACACCCACAGAUGGAAAAGGAACGCCUUCACGGUUUGUGA